Messenger RNA from Fusarium keratoplasticum, 591 nucleotides. RefSeq lists its product as uncharacterized. The record is from RefSeq and is a predicted model, not a curated record. The transcript has 2 exons. Gene Ontology annotation, biological process: post-translational protein targeting to endoplasmic reticulum membrane. NCBI's taxonomy places the organism in Eukaryota, Fungi, Ascomycota, Sordariomycetes, Hypocreales, Nectriaceae. The coding region runs from base 1 to 591 and encodes 196 amino acids. Gene Ontology annotation, cellular component: TRC complex.
AUGGCACCCAAGGUUUGGACUCGCAAAGCACCUGCUGGUGCAGCUUUGGACAAGGUUCAGGAGGCCAUCCGAAAUCGGAGCCCCUCAGUGCCGAUCCCAAAGCCAACUUCAGAUUUGAAUGAACUCAAGGCUGAUAGCGAUUCUUUCACUUUGGCAUCAUUCACCACUGAAGACGCCUUCGAGUUGGGAAACUUGCUCUACGCCCGUCUUUAUCCCUUUGCAGUUGAAGGCAAGCCAACUGUGAUUUCCAUCUCUCUGGCAAACAGCUCGCAAGUUAUUUAUCAAAGCGUCACUGGACCUGGUGUGACGCCAGAUAACGAGUCUUGGGUUCGCCGCAAGAGGAACACGGUUCUUAGGUUUGGAAGCAGCACUUGGUAUAUGCACAACAAGUUUAAGGGCGACGAGGUGGAGUUUGCUGCUAAGUUUGCCAUUUCCGACUCGCACAAGGGCGAUUACGCGAUCCACGGAGGCGCAAUUCCCAUUCGCGUUCAGGGAGUUGAAGGAAUUGUCGCCAUUGUCAUCGUUAGCGGUCUCAAGCAGGAUGAGGACCACGGGGUUAUUGCAGAUGUGAUCAAGAACAACUGGGCAUAG